UAGAACACCGCCAUGUUUGUGUACGGAAUAAAGCUAGACACGGGUUGUACCAGAAUGCACAAAAUCUCCUGCCUGCAUGACCAUGACUUCAACAUACUGUGUUACACUGGAAGAUGUGCAGGAAGCGGAGAGACGUAUCAGUGGAUUAAUCCAUAAAACACCAAUCCUGACUAGUUCUAGCCUGGAUGCCCUGGCUGGCCGCAAGCUGUUCUUUAAGUGUGAAUUACUGCAGAAGACAGGGUCUUUUAAGAUUCGAGGUGCGCUGAAUGCGGUGCACAAAUUGCCUGCAGACCAACCCAUCGCCGUAGUAACACACAGCAGUGGUAACCAUGGUCAGGCUCUGGCCCUCGCAGCACGUAUGAGAGGUAUUCCUGCACAUGUAGUCGUACCACGAAAUGCUGCAUCAUGCAAGAAAGCUGCCAUCCGUGGAUAUAGUGCCCAAAUUGUUGAAUGUGAACCUACUGAUCAGUCCCGAGCAGAUGUGGCGGCUCAGACUGUAGACAAGACUGGUGGCAUUCUGGUCCAUUCAAACCAGGACCCUGCUGUGAUCGCAGGACAGGGCACCAUAGGAUUGGAAGUGCUACAGCAGGUCCCAGAAGUGCAGGCAGUGGUCAUAGCAGUAGGAGGAGGGGGGAUGUUGGCAGGAAUAGCUGUUGCUGUUAAGGCAAUCAAACCAAACGUGAAGAUAUUUGCAGCAGAACCUCUUAAUGCAGAUGACUGCUAUCGCUCAAAAAUGAACGGAACUCUGACUCCUAACCUCAGCCCUCCAAACACCAUAGCAGAUAGUGUGAAAACUAGCAUCGGCCCUAACACAUGGCCAGUUAUCCGAGACUUGGUGGAUGAUGUGUUUGUAGUCACUGAAGAAGAGAUUAAGGCUGCCACACGGUUGGUAUGGGAAAGAAUGAAGCUGUUGAUUGAACCCACUGCGGGCUUGGGUUUGGCUGCGGUUCUCUCUAGUAGAUUCCAAGAAGCUGCAAGUGAUCUGAAAAACGUAUGUGUUGUGCUGUGUGGAGGAAACAUAGACCUGGGCAGUGCAGACUGGGUAUGGGAGCAGGUUUAGCAGUAAAGGGUGAGGCAGUAACUCGAGUAAAUCAAGAUAAAACACAAUGUUAGUGUAUCACUAUCGGCAUGCUGAAGCCUCAAGAAAUGGAAAAUAGAAGACGAACUGUUAUGUGUUUUCUCCGAAAUUCACGAAUAUAAAGAAGUUGUUUUUCUGAUCUACAAGCAAAUCAAAUAAGGCAGUUCCAUUUGUUUCUAUAUUUUGUAAUUCGCAUGUCACUCUCAACUUUUCAAAUAAAUACAAAUUUCAGACAUGGAACUCA
This is a messenger RNA of Pelobates fuscus (common spadefoot toad), 1322 nucleotides long. RefSeq names its product serine racemase (gene SRR). The coding region runs from base 77 to 1060 and encodes 327 amino acids. The transcript is spliced from 8 exons. Lineage: Eukaryota; Metazoa; Chordata; Amphibia; Anura; Pelobatidae. Gene Ontology annotation, biological process: D-serine biosynthetic process. Gene Ontology annotation, molecular function: L-serine ammonia-lyase activity; threonine racemase activity; serine racemase activity. The record is from RefSeq and is a predicted model, not a curated record.